CACGACGCCGCAUUGCGCGCUAGAUGGUCGACGGUGGAAAUAGAUCAAGUGGUGACAUGAGGGGCUUAUUGGUAUUGGUUGUUUUUGGCGUGAGCUGCCGGUGGGCUAACGCGGGUUUAGCACCAUACAUCACGCCAUGCCACGCGUCGGAUUCCGAAUGCCUCAAGACAAGUGCACAGAAGGCGGUGCCGUUCUUGGCUCCAGGUAUACCCGAACUAGGGAUGAAGUCACUCGACCCAAUGCACAUUGAACUGGUGCGAGCUGACCAGGCAGGAUUGAAGGUCGAGUUUCGAAAAACUGUCGUUAAGGGCCUGCGGAAUUGUGUUAUUCUAUCCAUGAAACGUCAUGGCAAGAAACAGUCCAUAGAACUGAAGUGCUCGGUGGUGCUGGUGGGAGACUACACGAUCGGCGGACGGCUCCUCAUUCUGCCGGUUGAGGGUGAGGGCAAGUACAGGAUCAAGAUCCGUGAUCUAAUAGUGACUGUCAAGUACGAUGUGGGCGAAAAGAUCAUGGAUGGGGAUGUAUAUUGGACGCUACCGAAGUGGACGCAUUCCACCGAACUUCAGGGUGGUGCCGAAUUCCAGUUCCAGAACCUUUUCAAUGGAAAUAAACAGCUCUCUGAUGCAGUGCACCAGUUCGCCAACCAGAACUGGAAAGAUAUCUUCCAAGAAGUGGCGCCACCGAUUGUCAGAGAAAUCGUCACGGCCAUCGUCCUGGAAGUUUCGAAGUUCUUCACCAAAGUGCCUUUAAAGGAACUCGCGUUGGAUUAAACAAUUGUGUUAGACGCGUUAUGGACAUUGUAGAAAUAGAGCAAAAUUUGGCAACGUGUGGAUAUACAAGAAUUUGGUAUGUCGAAGUUGCCGAUAGUUUAUAGAAUGGGGAGAUUGAUAGAAUAGUAAUAUUUUGUUAAACAAAAAUGCCAGAUUGCUUUUACCAUGUUAUAUUUUUAGAUUUGCCAUAAUUAAGUUAAAUAAA
Messenger RNA from Hyposmocoma kahamanoa, 975 nucleotides. RefSeq names its product protein takeout-like. Lineage: Eukaryota; Metazoa; Arthropoda; Insecta; Lepidoptera; Cosmopterigidae. The transcript is spliced from 5 exons. The coding region runs from base 24 to 770 and encodes 248 amino acids. The record is from RefSeq and is a predicted model, not a curated record.